AUUUGUACUGUAGUAUUUUCGGGGCUCUGAUGCAGAUCUGCUCCUGCAGGACCUUUAAGGUCUUGGACGAUGACCAGAGCCGCUCUCUGGACCUGAAGGAGUUCCUGAAGGGUCUGCAGGACUACGGCGUCCUGAUGGACAGACAGGAAGCCACGGCGCUCUUCCAGCGCUUCGACCGCGACGGCAACGGGACCAUCGACUUCGACGAGUUCCUGCUCACGCUCAGGCCCCAGAUGUCCCACGCCCGACAGGAAGUGGUUCUGCAGGCGUUCAGGAAGCUAGACCGGACAGGGGACGGCGUGGUGACCAUCGAGGAUCUGAGGGGUGUCUACAGCCCCAAACAUCACCCCAAGUUCCAGAACGGGGAGUGGAGCGAGGAACAGGUCUUUAGGAGCUUCCUGGACAACUUCGACUCUCCCAACGACAAGGACGGGAAGGUGACCAGCGAGGAGUUCCUGAACUAUUACUGCGGAGUCAGCGCCUCCAUCGACAGCGACGUGUACUUCAUCCUGAUGAUGAGGAGCGCCUGGAAGCUCUGA
Messenger RNA from Eleginops maclovinus (Patagonian blennie), 539 nucleotides. RefSeq names its product calcyphosin-like protein. Gene Ontology annotation, molecular function: calcium ion binding. The record is from RefSeq and is a predicted model, not a curated record. NCBI's taxonomy places the organism in Eukaryota, Metazoa, Chordata, Actinopteri, Perciformes, Eleginopidae.